CGAGCCGGAAGUGGCUCAGUGGAUCACCGCUAACGGAGGCAGAAAGAUGGCCCACAGGCUGCUCGUACGCAGGAUCUGUUCGCUCUCUGCCAAAGACAUCUGCCGGCUGCGGUCCCCGGCCGCCGCCGUCGCCUCCUCCUCGUUCUCCACCUCCCUGCAGUCCUCCACAGCCCGGGUCUCCUUCCUCUCUCCGCCGCGCUCUCUGCCUCAUGCAUCCCGCCGGGAGGUCUCCUUCAACGUCCAGGACAACGAGGAUUUCACAGAGAGGGUCAUCAACAGCGAGCUGCCGGUGUUAGUGGACUUCCACGCACAGUGGUGCGGUCCCUGUAAGAUCCUGGGGCCGCGGUUGGAGAAGGCCAUCGCCAAGCAGAAGGGCCGCGUCGCCAUGGCCAAAGUGGACAUCGACGACCACACGGACCUGGCCAUCGAGUACGGGGUGUCCGCCGUCCCGACGGUGCUCGCCAUGCGCGGCGGCGACGUCGUCGACCACUUCGUGGGAAUCAAAGAUGAUGAUGAGCUGGACUCAUUUGUCAGCAAAGUCAUUGGACAAUAAGCCGCCGUGACGGCGCCGUUCCCCACGGUCGCUCGCCAAGCGACGCCUCGACCGCCAUCUGGAGCCCGUUCAACAAACCCGAUAGGACGAACCGUCAGUCGCUCGCACGCGAGCCUCCACUCCACCGUUCACCGCCGCUCUUCUUCCAUACUGUGACGGAUAUCUGUGAAUCUUCAUACUCCUGCAACUGCAAACGCUUUUUUUUUGUUUUGUUUUGUUUUUUCUGCUGUUAAAGACUGUAAGAGGGAAAUAAAGGCUCUGAUAGCAUCCAGUAGACGACGCCUGUGACAGUGUUAACUGUAGUUCCUGUGGUUGUCCACCAGAGGGUGGCGUUCCUCCAUCGAGCCACUCGGUCAUUUUUUUUUUACACCAUUAUGCCUAAAAACUGAGGGGGGGGGGGGGGGAGUGUGUGUAUGUGUGUUUGAACUGCGUGUACCAGGAAAAUGACCAAGUGAAGUAAUAAAGUCGUGGAAAGAUGUUCUGAGACA
This is a messenger RNA of Salarias fasciatus (jewelled blenny), 1041 nucleotides long. It is a transcript of the gene txn2, whose product is annotated as thioredoxin 2. The transcript is spliced from 4 exons. The record is from RefSeq and is a predicted model, not a curated record. Bases 47 to 553 code for a protein of 168 amino acids. Gene Ontology annotation, cellular component: mitochondrion. Gene Ontology annotation, molecular function: protein-disulfide reductase activity. Gene Ontology annotation, biological process: cell redox homeostasis. Lineage: Eukaryota; Metazoa; Chordata; Actinopteri; Blenniiformes; Blenniidae.